This is a messenger RNA of Cuscuta europaea, 1666 nucleotides long. NCBI's taxonomy places the organism in Eukaryota, Viridiplantae, Streptophyta, Magnoliopsida, Solanales, Convolvulaceae. The record is from the annotation of a GenBank genome assembly.
ACCGGACCCGCCUUGCAUCCAUUUUUUGGACCCGUUCUCCUUGCUUUCAUCCAAAUCGGAGUGACACAUGCUACAAAUUUUUGCCGCAUCCAUGAAUCGUCGGGCCUUCCUCGUCACCAGCCAACCUAUACCCGUCUAGCGAUGGCGCCGUCCCCAAGAGCCCACAGUCUGCCGACUUCCCCUUCAUCAGCAGCAGACCCGUCGCUGGCUUUGACGCUGUUGUCGGUACUGAAGUCAUAGACGCGGUCAACAGAAGCACCAUUAUAGUCAUCAAAGCCGACUGUAACCAGUAGACGAAAACCCAACUCGGAAGUCGCUGAAAUAUAUUAUCACAAGCCAAUACAAGCCAAAAGGCAACCUCAAGUGACGGGAUUCAGGGUGGGAGUGCUCUAAGUGCGUACCUUCAGAUUCAAAAUUCGAAUUUGUGUUAAACUUAUCACACCAAACAAACGCGAAAAUGCAAGGCAGCGAGGGCGAGAAAAUCUUUGAUUCCUACAACCUAAACCCGCAGCUAUUCGUCAAUGAAGUUACCGAUUCCGUGAACACCAUUGUAAAUGAAGCUUUUGACUUCUUUCUGCAGGAAACAGCAACAGUUCUGAAAGUCGAGGGUACAGACCGAUUUGAACCUCUAAAAAAGGGUGUAGAAUAUAUACGGAGCAUGGUUCAGUCAAAGCUUGACCAGCGUCAGUAUAUGUGGCAGAAGUACUGUCUGAGCCAGUGCUUUACUGUUCCACAAGGGUUCUCUUUGCCUCAAGCCGAUAAACCAUCGCUUGAUACUUCCUCAGAUCAGGACACAGAACUGGAUGCACAGUUGGAUUCCUUGAGAAGCAAACUUGCUCAGGUAGUUGAAGAGUCCACUGACCUCAAUAAAGAACUUCAGGAAUUGGAAAUGCAGUCAAGUAAGAGGAAAUGCUCUGCAGCUUCUCUUAAUGAAGUGAUACAGUUCUAUAAUGAACUGGGUUUGCAUGAGAAGUUUUCAGAGUUGGUAACAACUGCAUCGGAGCUCCGAUCAUCGUUGGAGAAAAGGGUAACACAAAUGUGUAGUGAGAUUGAACACGAAAGAGCAGAGAAAAUUCGCAAGUUGGACGAUGAUGAUAAGCUUCGCCUGAAUUAUCAUGGUUAUGGUGACCAUUCUGGUCUGAGUAAUGCCAAACUUGAAGACCUUAAACAAUUUCUGGAUGAUUUGAAGACACCAAAUGAUCUUUAGCUUGUUCUGAGUGUGAGCUAAUGAAUGAUACACAACUCUGUGUGGCUACUCCCUACAAGGUUUCGAUCCAAAUUUAGGCGGGUAUUGGCAUGUUAAGUGACCUGCUUCAUUUUUGGGCUGUGUACUCGUGGGUAAAAAUAUAGUAGAAAUGUGGCACAAUAUGCAAACAAGAAUGCUGUAUUAGUGAUGCUGAUGGGCAUGUUUCUGAAAUGUACAUUAUUAAAUUAAAUAACUAAAAAAAAGCGCUCACCAAGCCUUCGUUUUGUUGAAUCUUACCGGGGAAAGACAUGUUUCUUGAUGCACUGUAUGUGUCAAGAUAAGGUGUGUGCACAUUCUUUUUUCCCUAACUAUGGGCCAUGGGCUAUAUAACACAUGAGAAAAAAAGCAAUGAAUAUGUUGAUAAAAUAUCUAUGGGCUAUGGCCUAUGGGCUAUCGGCUAUGACACAUGAGACUAUGAGC